AUGGCUGCGAUUUAUCGCCGCAUAUUCUGCGGCAUUGCACUCCUCCAGGCCUUCGUGGCGAGUUCCCCUUUACCUCUUGAUACUAUGCCUCGCUAUUUUCAGAAUACUCCCAUCACACGUCGACAGGUAUCGGUCUCUCAAAUCGAACAUGAGCUGGGACCAUUACUUUCUCCUAACUCGGCUAUUUUCUUGCCUUCCGAUCCCGAGUGGGCAAACGUCAAUGAGAGAUGGAAUACAUUAGCCCCCCCGGAUAUAGAAAUCGUGGUACAGCCAGCAGAAGAAUCAGAUGUCCCGAUAAUUGUCCGAUAUUGUAACGAUAAUAGCUUCGAGUUCCUGGCAGUCAACCGUGGUCAUGGCUUUACAACGUCUCUAGGUACAUUCAAAGGAGUACAGAUUGACCUAAAGCAGCUUACUGCUAUUAAUAUUGAGAAAGAUAGGAAAUCAGCUCUAUUUCAGGGCGGAGCAUGGGCCCGUGAGGUCAUAGGAACACUUUGGGAUCGUGGCUAUGUUACAAGUGGACAUGGUCGCUACGAGGGACUGUAUGGCCUGGUGGCCGAUAAUAUCAUCCACUUGAAUGUUGUCCUAGCUGAUGGCUCGGUAAUUUCAGUGAAUAAGACCAGUCAUAAUGAUCUACUCUGGGCUAUGAAAGGAGCUGGUCAUAACUUCGGCAUUGUUACCAGCUUUAAGCUCAAGAUUUACCCCAAGAAAGUAGAAACUUGGCACUAUCACAACUAUUUCUGGACGCAAGAUAAGCUCGAGACGGUAUUCGAAGAGCUAAACAAGAUCCAAGACCAUGGUAAAUCCCCUGUAUUAUUGGGAUCGAGUUAUGGGCAAAUCUACAUGAAUCAAUCUCUUAGCAAAACCGAGGCUAUCCUUUGGUGGACCUUCGCCUAUGCCGGCGCUGCCUCUGAGGCCGAGAAUAUUCUGCGCCCGUUUAACCAGAUCGAGGCCAUCUCAGAGGAAAUGGGUGACGUCCCCUAUCCUGACAUAGUUACUCCUCAAAACACUGAUAUCGCAUCUUGUGGCUCCGCCGCCUACGCUAUUUCCACCGUUUUGCUCCAAACCUAUAAUAUCACUGCGCAGCGCCAGAUCUACGACCUUUUCAACCGAAACGCGGCUUUAUAUCCGGAGCUUGCGGAGACUUCUCGCCUUUACUAUGAAGGCUAUGCGGUUAAGGGAAUGCAGGCUGUUGCUUCCGCCUCUACUGCGUAUCCUCACCGCGAUGAAAAUCACCUAGCUUUCUUCGCGACCGCGGUACCUAAGGGAUCUGACCUGUCUGACCCAGCUAAGACGUGGGCUAAAGAUAGUUGGGAUCUAUGGAACGCGGGUCAGCCCACGCGUAAGCCAGCAACUUACGUAAACUAUGCGACAGGCAACCAGUAUGAGUUGCUAGAGUCUAUAUAUGGAUACGAAUCGUGGCGCCUUGAACGAUUGCGGGGGCUGAAGAAUAAGUAUGACCCUAACAACCGCUUUCGCUUCUUCGUUCCCAUUGUUGCUGCUGAUGAAGAACCUAAACGAAUACAUGGUUAG
This is a messenger RNA of Daldinia decipiens, 1530 nucleotides long. RefSeq names its product FAD-binding domain-containing protein. The coding region runs from base 1 to 1530 and encodes 509 amino acids. Lineage: Eukaryota; Fungi; Ascomycota; Sordariomycetes; Xylariales; Hypoxylaceae. Gene Ontology annotation, molecular function: flavin adenine dinucleotide binding; oxidoreductase activity. The transcript has 5 exons. The record is from RefSeq and is a predicted model, not a curated record.